Messenger RNA from Apus apus (common swift), 2930 nucleotides. RefSeq names its product SPT3 homolog, SAGA and STAGA complex component (gene SUPT3H). Gene Ontology annotation, molecular function: transcription coactivator activity; protein heterodimerization activity. NCBI's taxonomy places the organism in Eukaryota, Metazoa, Chordata, Aves, Apodiformes, Apodidae. The transcript has 12 exons. The record is from RefSeq and is a predicted model, not a curated record. Gene Ontology annotation, biological process: transcription by RNA polymerase II. The coding region runs from base 12 to 1154 and encodes 380 amino acids.
CAGAAAACUGCAUGUCAAAGAUGAGCAGCACUGUGGCUAGCCCGAUGUCAACCAUUGCCUCUUCAAGCAGUGGAAGAAAAUUGACAAGCUUUACGCCGGAAUUGCAAAGUAUGAUGUUUUCAUUAGGAGAUGCUCGCAGGCCACUCCAUGAAACUGCAAUACUGGUAGAAGACAUUGUCCACACUCAGCUGAUAAAUUUGUUGCAGCAAGCAGCUGAAGUUUCUCAGCUGAGAGGAGCUCGAGUCAUCUCUGCUGAAGAUCUCCUGUUCCUAAUGCGCAAAGAUAAGAAGAAGCUUAGAAGGCUACUUAAAUAUAUGUUUUUUCGAGACUACAAAUCUAAAAUUGUCAAAGGAAUAGAAGAAGAUGACCUCCUUGAAGACAAAUUCAACAGUAGCAACACCAACAAACGGCAGAAGCUUGCUCAAGACUUUCUGAAUUCCAUUGACCAGACUGGAGAGCUGUUAGCCAUGUUUGAAGAUGAUGAGAUUGAUGAUGUCAAGCAAGAGCGGAUGGAGAGAGCAGAAAGACAAACACGAAUGAUGGACUCAGUCCAGUAUGCAGAAUUCUGUGAAAGUCGGCAAUUGAGUUUUUCAAAGAAAGCAUCCAAGUUUCGUGAUUGGCUGGACUGUAGCAGUAUGGAAAUAAAGCCAAAUGCAGUUGCAAUGGAGAUUCUGGCAUAUUUAGCAUAUGAGACUGUGGCACAGUUGGUGGACUUGGCCCUUUUGGUUAAGCAGGACAUGGCUCCCAAAGCUGGUGACCCGUUCAGUCAUGCCAUAUCUGCCACUUUCAUACAGUAUCACAACUCUACUGAGCCACAUCUCUCAGGGCAAUCUGCAAGUGUAAAGACCAGUCUUGACUCCCCUGAAAACACCCCACCUCCUACACCCACACCUCCAGCAUCAGCAGGACAGCAACUUCUUGGGAAAUCUCCAGCAGCAGCCCUGGGGAACGGUGGAAUUGGACAGGACUCUACCAAAUCCAAACAAAGGAAAAGAAAAAAGAGCACUGCAGCCUGUGGUACAGAGGCUCAAAGUGAUGCCAUCCAGCCCAGCCACAUCAGAGAGGCCAUUCGACGCUACGGCCACAAGAUUGGCCCCCUUUCCCCAUUCACAAGUGCCUACCGCAGGAAUGGGAUGACUUUUCUCGCCUGCUAAUAUGGAUGUGGCUGCAGCAACAGGAAAGGCACUGUUAUAUUAAGGUGAUUUUCUUUUCCCCUCCAUGGAAGAAAAAAAAACAACACAAAACAACACAGCAAAACCAACACCAAAAAAAACCAACAAGCUCCAAUGUCUCCGUGUACCAGUGAGUGGGCUGGUUUGUUGUGACUAUCUGCUGGCUGACUGUCUCUUUUUCCAGCCCCCUCAAUCGUUAUUCUUGUUUACUAGCUGGAACAUUUAGCUAAUUAAUGGCAGGAUGUUUGGGAUAGCGUGUAGGUGGACAAGAAUGCAGAACAGACAAUGCUGAAGUUUGCAGGGGACUUGCUGCUGUCAGUCUCAUUCUGCCAUGUCAUUUUUAUUUAAGUGCUUGGAGGUCUGUGUGUUCUCCUAAAGAUGGGUUUGUUGGGGCUUUUUUUACCACAGAAUGGGGCAGAAAGAGGCCAGAGAUAGGCUGGGUUGUCUAGGUUUAUAUGUGUUAUAUAAAGGUUGUAUAGGUUUUCCCUGUGAUUUUUACAAAAAGAAAAGCUGUUUUCCACUGUCUUCCACUGUUUUCUCUCCACUAAUUUUUAGAUGUUUAGACAGUGUAGCCCAGUUUAAUCUUUUGAGGGGCUUUUAGCGAGUUCAGAGCCAAAGAUAUUAAGAAAAAGUGUUCAGGUAAACUGUACCUCACCAGUUAGAGACUUGUCUUUUUGCAGACCCCAGGAUGGGCAAAGUGGUCAGCCCCAAAUUCUCAAUAUUGCCAUCUCUAUUCUAUUUCUCUAUUACCAUCACUCUCUGAAAUCAAGGAAAGCCUUGAUAUGCUUCUUUAUUAGGCCCCUAUUCAGAAAAAUAUAUCCUAAAAUAUUUUAAUAACUAUGACUGUCUCAGUGGUUCUUGGCAAAGGCUUAACAUUAUGUACUUGCUCAGCAUUUGCUGCAGGAAGCAGAUGCUGUCUCUGUUGUUGACAAAAGCAGGAUUACUCUUGGAUUUGGCUAAAAAAGAAAUGGGCUCUUUUUAUUUACCUUUUUUAUAUUUUAGUUCAUGUUGUUUGUUUUCAGAUUUAAUUUUUCAAUCUCAGUCCCUCCCUCCAUGCUUCUUCCUGUCCCCUUCUCCUCCGUCCUUUGCUGGCCUUGCAAACACAUUCAUUUCUUCCCAUAAAAACUGUACAAAUAUAGAGCUAACCACGAUGAUGCUUGACCAGAGAAAAGGGCACAUGCUUCAGCCUGUCCUCAGAAUCUGCAGGCAUGUCCUGCUCCUGUCCCUGCAGUACCCACAGAGCCAGGCUCUGCUUCUGCCACUCUGAGUCCAGGCUUGAAAUCUUAACUUAAACCUCAAAUUAAGACAGAAGCACUCAAGAGAUCAAGUGGAGAUCAGCAAAAUAUUACUUUUAUGUAGUGCAGCUGUCCUCCUUUGUGCUUAGUAUGUGAUUUCUUAGUUUUUACUCCCACUGUACACCCUUGUGGUCAUUUUUAGGUGGUUUCAUUGCCCUGCUUUCCUGGACCUGCUUGCAGAAACUUUAAAAAUAUGUGUAUAUUUUAAAUAAACAGAAAAAUGUCUCUUCUCUUUGCAACCAGAGCCUUGUAGAAGUGAACUUUGUACAUCAGUUAUUGCUGCCAUUCAUCAAUUGCUUUUUUCUUUUAGCUACUUGAACUUCUGUUUUCUGGGAUUAAUCUGUGUGUAAAGGACUAAAAGUAAUGUGUAUAAUGCAGUGUAUUAAACGGGAGGGGGGGAAGUUUUCUGAUGUUCCAUCUGUGCUUCUUGAAAUAUAUGAUUAAACUUUUCUUUUUAUCAUCA